GACGAUACAUGGAUCGCCGGUGACUUGGGAAUGAUGAAGGGUCUGGAAUGAGCAGAUGUGUUGAUGCGCUGUCCAAGGUGCUGAAGAGCCACAGACGCUGUUGUUUCUUUUCCAGGCGAGACGAGACACAUGAACAGACGUGAAUGCCGAGCAGCACAACACGGCACUACAGUUCGACUCUUUACACAUAACCCCCAUCAAGAGUAAAUGGGACCGCACGUCGACCGAGCGUUAGAAAGAUGGAGAGAUUUUUCCUGCUCGUCAUCAGCUGUCUCUGCGUCUGUCGAGUCACAGCGGAUAGCUUGUCACCUCCUGUCAAUGUGACCAUCAAAGCAGUGAAGGCAAACUCUGCUGUGGUGACAUGGGACAUCCCCGAAGGAGACCCCGUUAUUGGCUUUGCCAUCACACAGCAGAAAAAAGAUGUGCGCAUGCUGCGAUUCAUCCAGGAAGUCAACACCACCACACGUUCCUGUGCAUUAUGGGACUUGGAGGAAGAGACGGAUUAUAUUGUGCAUGUCCAGUCCAUUAGUAUGUCUGGAACAAGUCCACUGAGUGAACCCCUGCGCUUCCGAACACCAAAGGAGGCAGAGACGCAGGCCUCCAAAGGUAAAGAUGAAGUGACGAUGGAGGAAGUAGGCCAGUCCACACAGCUGAGGGCGGGGGAGCUCAUCAUCAUCGUGGUGGUACUUGUCAUGUGGGCAGGUGUGAUUGCCCUCUUUUGUCGCCAGUAUGAUAUUAUCAAAGACAACGAGCCCAACAACAACAAGGACAAAGCCAAAAACUCCUCAGAGUGCAGCACUCCUGAACAUCCAACAGGGGGGCUGUUGCGUAGUAAGGUAUAAUCCACCCCACUUCAUUCCCGGGUGCCUCGCCAACAGCAGCGCUGGGCAGAUCCCCAAGAACAAAAACAACAGGAUGCCAUCUGUGAACAUCAUUGAGGUGUGACUUCAGGACAUCUUCUCUUUACCCAUAAUACUUUGUGUUCUCACAAACAGGUUGGCCUCUUUAAAACCCAUCUGUUUGUCAGGAUGAGGCUGGGACUCUGGGAUUCUGAGCUGAGCUUACUUUCCUUUGGCCUGGUGCGGAGGUGAAGCUGCAGUACUCGGGGUGUUCAGACACAGCCUAGUCGGUGCUGGUCUGAGAGAGCUCAGUGGAUGGUUUAUAGCUGCAAAAUGCUCAAUAACCAGUGUAGCAGCACGGGGCAGUAGAUAUCAGGGCCAAAAGGCUUUGGUGGUGGAAGAAGUAAUGAUGAAACAAUCCUAAGGACCAAAGCUCAUGGGGACCUGUCCCUUCUUUAUUCCUGUUUCCUUUCAGUGAGUUAUCAACAUCCCCAAACUGGACAUUUACCUCUGAUGGCUUGUACUUAAUUUCCACCCUUGACACUGUAGUUCCAUCACCACAUCACAUUCCUCUUCACUUUCUUUACACACAUCACUGUUUUACUCAUCUCACAAGGUGCAUCUGUACAAGCAGACUUUGUCUUGUCCUGUGGGAACAUUUUUUUGUGCCAAGUCUGUUUUUCCAUCUUAAGGUGUCCAGACUCCACCUGGCUAAUUCAGGAGCCAAUCUUAAGAGGUGCUGCAAUGAUGCAAGAGCAUCUUUAGAGGGAUCACUCACAAUCUUGCCAACAAGUGAAGCUAAUUCCUCUCAUUUUGAAAGGCAUCUCUGUUUUAAAAACAUUAAAGUCACUCGCUGGCCAGUUUUGGCAUCAUCUUGCUCACAUUUGCCUUCGUCUUCAUAUUUUUGUUAUAUAUUUUUAAAAUGUAACAUUCCACAUUCAGGAUUGUGUCUUUUUCUCUCAAGGCGACACAUUUCAAAGUACUGUGGAAGGUAAAAGAAGUGCCAUAAUGGAGUACAUUCAUCUAUUUAAUGAACUUUUCAGGGAUGGAUAGCUAUGGGAGUCACUGAAGAGACACUGAUAAGAUCCCUUAUAUCAGCAAUAACAGCCUCUGAGAAGCACGAAAGAAAGGACUCGAACUCUGUGUAGCCUCUUUGUGAAAAACUCCACCUCUCAGCAUGCAAUGUUCUGACAGAUGAACAAACUGCAUAUCAAGUGUGAGGGAAAUCUAAGCCUCAUUUGCAGGGAAUCUUUCCUGUGAACUUUCAGAGAAAAGGCUUUCAGCGCUGUUGUCUGUUUCUAAUGGAGAGCACUGGGAUUCAAAAGAGAUUGUGCCCAACUUUCAACCCCGACACAUCUUUACAGCAUCCUGAACAGAAGGGCUUCUAUCAAGACUUAUUCAGAAAUUAAACUAUGUUUUGAAAGUCCUUGUUGAACGUAAAGGUAAAGCAUAAACUGUCCCACAUGGUACUUUACACAGCGUAUUGUAGACGAAGAAGCAAAUGGUGUAUUUGAGGGCUUAUUCAAACUCUAUAGUGCUGCCUUAAAAGUAAUCUUUAUGACUUAAUGGAUAAGAUGGCAGGCCCUAUAUCUCAAAUUUGUCAUAUUUAUUAGCUUUCAAGUAAUAUUUAUAUGUGUGAAGUUCAAAAACAUUUUACAGACUGAUGCCAUGUUGACCAAGCUAAAGUGAAAACAAGAAAGAAGUGGUUGGGAAUUGAUGUGUAAAUACAUUUUAUAUUUCAUUCUUGGUGGAUGGUGUCAGUUUGGUACCUUUGUGAAUGACGAGACUCAUCUGGAAAAUGUCUAGACUCCUUAUGUAAAAGGGUCACUGCUACUGGUACAAUGUGGGUGUUUUUUUUUUGUGUGUGUUAAUACACUUAGUCCUGUCAUCGAGCUUGUUCAUAGCACUCCUCUACUGUUAUGUAUUUCUAUUACAUUAUGUCAUUGUGCUCUUUAUGUGCCAAGAGAAGACUUUUUUGAUGAGGACACUGAUGAAAAGUUCUGGAUAGCUUGAUCGAUCAUAAAAGGCCAUUCAGUCCCUCAAUCAGAAUUGACAGACUGAGAACUCAUCAGCUAGUCUUGUUGGGCACAGACACCCUCUCAGUCUGUUGAAUGGACAGAUAAAUGCAUGUGUGGUGGCAAAGAGAGGCAGCAAAAGUGGUUAUGAGAAUUUAAACCUCAGUUAAAAGGAGUGGAUAGAUUGCAGGCCACUUCCUUCCAUGUUCCCCUUCUUCUAUACAGCCACUCCUUGAAAUUUUAAACCUACAAUAUAGAAGAUCAAGAAUGCAUCCUUUUAACAACCACUCAUUUAUACUGAAGCCAAGAGCAAGUUGCAAGUAGAACGGAGAAAAAGAAAGUCAGGAGCCCCUUCUGAAUUAUCAAAACAGGAGUUAUGUUGUUACCAGGAGAGCUUUGAAAUGUUCUCCAGUGUUCUCCAGAGUAUUGGUACUUCACCAAAGAAUUUUGUGGUUGAAGGUAGACUCACAUUUUAUCAGCGAUGCAAGCUAGCUCUUCAGUUAACCCAUACAGUUAAACACAAUGAUUAAGGUCCUAGAUGAUUUCUCUGAACUUGGGCUAAGGCUAGCCACACACUGGAUGGUUUUCAAAUCUGAAAUGAUUCUAAAAACAAGGGACCACAGACACAAAGACAACUUCAAACAGCUUUUCAUCCCAUAAUCCUCUGUGUGCACACACUAGACCAUUGGUUCCCAACUUGUCCAGCCUCAAGACCCACCAGUCUGUCUUACGGCAGAUCGUGACCCAAACUUCCAAAAACAUUUCAACAAUGCAUGUUUACUUAACUAAAUAUGUUGUACUUUGAAGCAUGAUUGGACCAAGACACUUGAGAUGAAAAAGAAAAGGGACAAAACUGACAAAUUUUAUACACUUUCCCUAACAUUACGUGUCAAUUUUUGCCAAUUUUCCAGAGAAACUAAGAAAUUACCUUAUUAUCAUGGGAAAAGUGCCAUUUAUUGCAAGAAAAGGAGAUAAAUUAGUUGAAAUAUUGAUGAAACAUUUAAAAAUACCGAA
Molecule: messenger RNA, 3868 nt
Organism: Cheilinus undulatus (humphead wrasse)
Lineage: Eukaryota; Metazoa; Chordata; Actinopteri; Labriformes; Labridae
Gene: fndc5a
Product: fibronectin type III domain containing 5a
Exons: 6
Coding region: 240-842 (200 amino acids)
Molecular function (GO): protein binding
Source: RefSeq, a predicted model, not a curated record